GCAAACACAGAACAGUCAACGUUUGUACAAUAAGAUAUUUGUAUAAUCAUUUAAUUAAUAAUUUACAUCGAAAUGGGAUCUUAUUGUUCUUCCCAAGCUAAGUUUGAAAAACCUGGAACGCCAGAUAUUCCGGCUUUGGAAGCUAUUGCUGACAGGCUUCGAAUCCACAGUAUAAGAUCAACAAAUGCAGCUGGAAGUGGACAUCCGACAUCAUGCUCAUCCAUUGCCGAAAUUAUGUCAGUCUUAUUUUUCCAUGUCAUGAGAUAUCGAAUCUCAAAUCCCAGAGAUCCAGCCAGCGAUCGAUUCAUCUUAUCGAAGGGACAUGCAGCUCCUAUAUUGUAUGCCGCCUGGGCGGAAGCUGGCCUAUUUUCUGUGGAUGACCUGCUCAACCUGAGGAAGGUGGAUUCUGACUUGGAAGGACAUCCGACUCCACGUCUCUCUUUCGUGGACAUCGCAACAGGAUCUUUGGGCCAAGGACUUAGUUGUGCCGCUGGAAUGGCUUAUGUUGGAAAAUACAUCGACAAAGCAAAUUACCGAGUGUAUUGCAUCGUUGGAGACGGGGAAUCGGCAGAAGGUUCAAUUUGGGAAGCUUUGGCUUUCAGUUCCCAUUACAAGCUGGACAAUCUAGUGGUCAUCUUUGACGUAAACAGAUUAGGUCAGAGUGAGCCAACGCCACUGCAACACAAAGUGGAUAUUUAUAAAGCACGGCUUGAGGCAUUUGGGUUCAAUACUUACAUAGUGGAUGGACACAAUGUUUCGGACUUGUGUAAACGUUUUGAGGAAACGAAAAGCGUAACUGGAGUUCCUACUGCUAUUAUAGCCAAAACUUUAAAAGGAAAGAAAUUUCCAGAUAUUGAAGACAAAGAAAACUGGCAUGGCAAGCCCCUUGGAACAAAAGGCACCGAUAUUAUCAAAUUACUUCAAGAUGAAUUGAUGAAAAAAGGCAUGGACAGAAAACCAGCUAUUGUAGAGCCUGAAAAAGAGAUUUCAUCGCUUGUUUUUGGAGACAUAAAACUCGCCGAAGAGCCAAACUAUGUUUAUAGUGAAAAAGUUGCCACACGUGUUGCGUAUGGAACAGCACUAUCUAAACUCGGUCGCAGCAAUCACCGGAUCAUAGCUCUGGACGCUGACACAAAGAACUCGACGUACUCCAUAAAAUUUCGAGAAGCAUUUCCGUAUAGGUAUGUGGAAUGCUUCAUUGCUGAACAAAACCUAGUAGGAGUAGCCGUCGGAGCAGCUUGCAGAAACCGGACAAUACCAUUCAUCAGCACAUUUGCUACUUUCUUCACAAGAGCUAUGGACCAACUUCGGAUGGCUGCAAUAUCACAAGCUAAUAUAAAAUGUUGUGGUUCUCACUGUGGUGUUUCAAUAGGAGAAGAUGGACCUUCUCAAAUGGGCUUGGAGGAUAUUGCGCUGUUUCGCACCAUCCCUGGAUGCACGGUGUUCUACCCAAGCGAUGCCGUUUCCACAGAAAGAGCAGUUGAACUGGCGGCGAACAUUAAAGGAAUUUGCUACAUCAGAACCUCAAGGCCUGAGACACCAGUUAUUUAUGAAAAUACAGACAUGUUUGAAGUCGGCAAAGGAAGGGUAGUGAAAAAGUCAGAUAAAGAUCAAGUGUUAGUUGUCGCUGCUGGUGUAACUUUACACGAAGCUCUUAAGGCAUCAGAGACAUUAGAAGCAGAAAAUAUCUCCAUUAGAAUAUUGGACCCAUUCACCAUCAAACCAAUAGACAAAGAACUUAUUCUUCUCAAUGCUCGAGAAUGUGGAAUGAAAAUCAUAACCGUUGAAGAUCAUUAUCCAGAAGGCGGAAUAGGAGAUGCUAUUUCCGCUGCAGUGUGCAUGGAAAAAGAUGUAACAUUGAAACGACUGGCUGUAACAGAUAUCCCAAGAAGCGGACCCGGAGACGUUCUGCUAGACAUGUUCGGAAUCAGUUCCCGCUGCAUUAUUCAGGCUGUCAAGGAAUUUAUACAGUGAAAUGCGUUUGAUAUCCACAGUAAUCAAUGCCUAUGACAGUCUGUCUCAACCAGUAGUAUUGCCCAGAGUAUCAAUAUACCGUAUCUGGUCCUUUACGCGUUGCUUUAAAUCAGAUACGAUUGUUUCGUGAAAUACUAUAAAGGCGUUUGAGGAUGAUACAUGAAGUGAUGAAAUACAUCAACAGAACUGUAAUUGAUUUGUUUAUGCAUUCAGAGUUUACAGUAAAUAAAAUUUCACCCCAUGUGAUCCU
Argiope bruennichi is the source of this 2224-nucleotide messenger RNA. Its product is annotated as transketolase-like. NCBI's taxonomy places the organism in Eukaryota, Metazoa, Arthropoda, Arachnida, Araneae, Araneidae. The record is from RefSeq and is a predicted model, not a curated record. Gene Ontology annotation, molecular function: transketolase activity; thiamine pyrophosphate binding. The transcript has 11 exons. Bases 73 to 1974 code for a protein of 633 amino acids.